UUUGAGUCCUCGAAGGAAGUGCAUGCUUCUUACUUCAAGGAAAAUAUUAGGAGCAUUAUUAAUUGUUGACUAAAUUAAUCAUAAAUUCUGUGUAAUCCGUUUUAAUAUAUUAGGAUGGCUUCAGCUACUUUAGUCCAACCUUCCGGUGAAUUGUGGAAGAAGAUAAGAGUUGAACUGAACGAGAACGUGAACACUCGUGAUCAGGACCUCGCAUCAAUUAAAGAGUGGCUUCGAAAACAACCACAUCUACCUGACGAAUGGGAUGAUGACAGAAUGAUGACUUUCUUACGCGGCUGCAGCUUCUCUCUAGAGAAAUGUAAACGCAAGUUGGACAUGUACUUUACUAUGCGCACCGCCUGUCCCGAGUUCUUCACCAAUAGAGACAUCACCAGACCAGAUCUUAAUAGUUUGAUGAACAGACUGUAUGCAACACCGCUACCAGGCUUGACACCGAAUGGCCGUCGCGUCAGCGUCGCUAGAGGUAUCGACAAAAACCUGGAUACGAGUGAGCUGUGCAACUUGUUCAAAAUCGGCUUGAUGAUCGGCGAUGUGCGACUGCGGGAAGAAGAACAAGGCGUAGGCGGGGACGUAUACAUUUUGGAUGCCGCUGUGUUGACCCCCAAGCACCUCGCCAAACUUUCCCCUGCGCUUGUUAAGAAGUUCCUCAUAUGUGUACAGGAGGCGUAUCCGGUCAAGUUGAAGGAGGUGCAUGUGGUGAACGCAUCACCGAUCGUCGACAAACUUGUCACCAUUAUCAAACCUUUCCUCAAAGAGAAAAUUAAAAACAGGAUAUUCAUCCACACUGAUUUGAACACACUAUACGAGUACGUGCCGAAAGAUAUGCUCCCUACGGAAUAUGGAGGGCAUUGCGGACCGCUCAAAGAAAUUAAUGAUGCAUGGAUGAAGAAACUAGAAGAUUACACAGAAUGGUUUAAGAAGCAAGAAUCUAUCAAAGCCAAUGAAUCUCUCAGACCCGGCAAACCUACGAAUUACGAUGAGAUAUUCGGAAUUGACGGUUCUUUCCGUCAACUGUCUAUUGAUUGAGACCAUGUUUAUAAAUAAGUCACUGUAUUAAGUCAUAUCACUUUUAAAAGAUACUUUUUUAACAUUAAAUAAUCAGUUUUAUUUUAACUUUGAAUGUAUUAACUUAUUACUUCUACGUCUACGCAAACAAGCUCAAUUUGGUUAGUGGCAUUAACUUUAAGAAAGUCGUUUUCGUAAACCCUUAGUCAUUCAGUCACUGAGUACUUUAAAUAUAUUUUUGUUAGCUUAAUUUUAACGUAACAUAAUUUUGGUGACAGAUUAAAAACUAUAUGUUGAAGUAUUGAAGAUAAAUUGUUUUGAGCGCCUGUGAUUAACGGAAAAGCAAAUCUUCGAUGGUGCAUAAUAAUUUAAAUUAAACACAUGU
Messenger RNA from Papilio machaon (common yellow swallowtail), 1408 nucleotides. RefSeq names its product alpha-tocopherol transfer protein-like. Bases 115 to 1044 code for a protein of 309 amino acids. The record is from RefSeq and is a predicted model, not a curated record. Gene Ontology annotation, cellular component: membrane. Gene Ontology annotation, molecular function: phosphatidylinositol bisphosphate binding. The transcript has 8 exons. NCBI's taxonomy places the organism in Eukaryota, Metazoa, Arthropoda, Insecta, Lepidoptera, Papilionidae.